Molecule: messenger RNA, 1282 nt
Organism: Zingiber officinale
Lineage: Eukaryota; Viridiplantae; Streptophyta; Magnoliopsida; Zingiberales; Zingiberaceae
Product: protein PHOSPHATE-INDUCED 1 homolog
Exons: 2
Coding region: 1-1110 (369 amino acids)
Source: RefSeq, a predicted model, not a curated record
AUGGCGACAGCGAAAGCGGUAGGGGCAGCCUCAGCUGUAUCUUUCACAAACCUCGGUCAACCUAGUGCUGUGGUGCAUGGGCAGGGGACUCGUCUUUAUUGCCUCUCGCCUUCCUCUCUCUUUCCUUCUACCGCUAUAAAUCUCGCCACGCUUGUACUUUGUGCUCAUCCACUCAGAAAACAGAGUUCUAUGGCUUCUUCUAUUACUACAGCGCUUUCACUGUGCUCCGCUUUGCUUCUUUGCUUUCUGUUGCUUCCUGCUCUGUUUCUGGGCUGUGAUGGACAGCCGCUCGCCAUGACCUACCACAGGGGAGUUAUGCUCACUGGGCAAAUCCCCGUCAAUCUCGUCUUCUAUGGCAAGUUCACCGCUUCCCAAAGAGCGGUCCUCUCCGACUUCGUCGCCUCCCUCUCGCCGCUCCCCGGUCAGAAGGACAGCGUCGAACCGUCGGUGGGCACCUGGUGGAGCGCACUCCGCAUGUACUACGCCGCCGCCUCCAAGACGCCUCCGCCUCGACUCGCCCUCGGUCGGCAGAUUGUCGACGAGGCCUACUCUCUCGGAAAAUCCCUCCGCGACGCUGACCUCGCCGCCCUGGCCGCCCGCGGUGGCGCCGCACUGAGCGUGGUGCUCACGGCCGCGGAUGUCGCCGUGGAGCGGUUCUGCAUGAGCCGGUGCGGGUCCCACACGUCAUCCGCCUCCGGGAGAGGUCGGAUCGUGUACAUAUGGGUGGGAGACUCGUCGGCGCAGUGCCCCGGACAGUGCGCGUGGCCGUUUCACCAGCCGUUGUAUGGCCCGCAGACGCCGCCGCUGGUGGCGCCCAACGGCGACGUCGGGACCGACGGGAUGGUAAUCAACCUGGCGAGCAUGUUGGCCGGCGCUGCCACCAACCCGUUCGGCGACGGCUUCUACCAGGGGCCGAGGGAGGCGCCGCUGGAGGCGGCGACGGCGUGCACCGGCGUCUACGCGAAGGGAGCGUACCCAGGCUACCCAGGAAACCUGCUGGUGGACCCGGCCACGGGGGCAAGCUUCAACGCGCAUGGGGCCCGCGGGAGGAAAUACCUCGUCCCGGCCUUGUUUGACCCGUCGUCGUCCACAUGCUCUACUUUGGUGUAGUCUUGUUUUUUUUUGGUCUUGUGUGGCAUGAAAAAUAUAGAUUAUAGAAAAUAGAUAAAUGUUUAAGUCAGUAAGAAAAAGCUAAAAUGUGAGUAUAAAUAUAAAUGAAACUUGUGAAUAUUGAAUAUGUUUUUAUUAAAUUAUGAAAUAAACGGUAGAAAUUGUUUUCUUA